Molecule: messenger RNA, 510 nt
Organism: Lactuca virosa
Lineage: Eukaryota; Viridiplantae; Streptophyta; Magnoliopsida; Asterales; Asteraceae
Source: the annotation of a GenBank genome assembly
AUGGAAUGGAAUGUGUCAAACUUGCCUGAUACAUGGGAACGCCACCCUUGGCUUGGCUCACGACGUCCAGGAGUGCUCCCUGGAUUAGGUGAAGUGGCAGUGAAGGGGUUGGCCAUCCAAUCUGGACAAGGGCUGAAGGAAAUUAAAAAUGAAGUCGUGUUGAUUGGCAAACUUCAACAUCGUAAUCUUGUUAGGCUUUUGGGAUACAACAUGAAGGAUCAUGAAAUGAUACUACUCUACGAAUACAUGCCAAAUAAAAGCUUGGAUCAUUACAUAUUUGAUAGGACGCUUUGUGUGACUCUUGACUGGGAUUUACGGUUCGAUAUCAUCAUGGGAAUUGCUCGAGGACUUUUGUAUCUUCACCAAGAUUCACGGUUGAGGAUUAUUCAUAGAGAUUUGAAAGCAAGUAAUGUGUUGUUAGAUGAGGAUAUGAGAGACGGGUUUUUUUCAACAAAUGCCCCCAUACGUGACGGGGCCCCCACGGGAACGGGGUCCCACUGGACUUUUUGA